Lodderomyces beijingensis is the source of this 2016-nucleotide messenger RNA. The record is from the annotation of a GenBank genome assembly. NCBI's taxonomy places the organism in Eukaryota, Fungi, Ascomycota, Pichiomycetes, Serinales, Debaryomycetaceae.
AUGGGAUUAUUUGGUUUUCACAAGCGAUCAUCAUCAAAGGAUUCGGCGUCUGAAAUUCUAUCAUCGCAAUCAUCGAGCAAGUCUAUACGGUCCUCAUCACCGAAAGCAAAGAUCAAAUCCAUUCUCCAUAAAGAGAAAGAGAAAGACAAAGAGAAAGAGAGGGAAGUUGAGGAGGAUCGAGAACUGGGGAUUGAUGCUAGAUUGGAGAAUUUAAACAUACUGCCCGAAUCUGCGGCUGCAACGCUGAAACAUGAUGGCGAGCGAGUGCACCAUGUCAACCAAUAUGGAAAAAGAGUGAGCACGAUGGUGGAGCGUGACGACGACGACGACGACGACGACGACUACGACUACGACUACGACUACGACGAUGGUGACGAUGACGAAGACUUGACCUCCCAAGGCGAACUGGACUCGGGCAGCAACUCCACCAGUCUGAGUUUGGCUGUGGAUCACUUGCAUCCGAUAAAGCCAAAAUACGACGGAACUCAUCACUACCUAGGUGAGCAGUUGUCGACCAUCAUGGGCUACUGCGGAUUGAAAUGGGACAGUGGCCACGCAAUUGAGCAGGCUAUAAAAGAGAGCAAGAAAACGUAUUCUUUGCUAAGCAAAAACACCAUGAUAAGGAAGACUUCCAAGUCUUGCCAUGAUUCAGAAUCAGUCAUUGGAAGGUACCAGAUCGAAUUUAUUCAAAAGAUGUCUUUGAAACUCGAAGAACUAAUGAGUGGAAGGAACUGGGCAGCAUUGGCAACAGAAAAGUCCUUGUAUCAAAGAUACGGGGUUGUUCAAGCCGUGAUAGGGAAGGGCUCUUAUGGCGUGAUCAAGCUCAUUGAGCCUGAUGUCCGCAAUCCAAGUAGCCGUGAGGAUAUAAAGUUUUCCAAAAAACCUUUGUACGCGGUCAAAGAGCUCAAGCGCAGAAAAGACGAGAAUAACGACAAGUAUAUCCAGCGUGUCCUUUCCGAGUUUGUCAUUUCGUCGACAUUGAACAACAGACAUAUGGUAGAGACGGUUGACUUGAUGGGCACGGAAGCCGUGUCAGAGUUGAAAAUAAGCCAGGUGAUGAGGUGCAGUAAAGGAGGCGACUUGUUCUCUUACAUGCUAACUGGAUCAUCCGUUGACGGUCAUCCCGUUACUAAAAUGUCUUUAUUCGAAGUUGACUGUUUGGCGAAGCAAAUCGCGAAAGGUGUACGCUACAUGCACGCACACGGCGUGUCCCACUGCGACUUGAAGCUAGAGAAUAUAUUGUUGAACUACGAAGCCGAGAACCACCAUUCUUGUGACGGAAGAAUGCUCGUGAAAUUAAGCGACUUUGGGAAGUCUUUUGUCUUCAAAACUGAGCUAGAUCCAUCCGAACAGAUGCUCACGGGCAGAAAGGGCUUGAUAGGUUCAGAGCCCUAUAUCCCACCGGAGGAGUUUGCAUGUGUCGAGACACUGCGGUCGUAUUCCUCAGUCAAGAAAGACUGCUGGGCACUUGGAAUUGUUAUUUUGGUGUUGCUAAACUUGCGAAGGCAUUGCUACACUGCUGCGAAAAGACUUCUGUCCAACAACACUGCCGAUUCCUUGCUGGAGCUGGACGGAUACGGUUCCGGGUUCUUAUGGCGGUCUACGGAGUUGAAAAGCGGUUCAAAAAGGAAAAAACUCGUUUACAAGGACAAGGUAUUUGAAGAAUAUGCUGAAAAAAGAUUGAUGGCUGAUUACAACGCCACGACCAAAGAUUGGCUCAUAAAGAGGCGAGCAACCUUUUCCCCAAUUGAUAGUAUCUGCCAGCUUCUACCGUCCCGAUCGAGUGCGUUCGACGACACGGUAGGACUGGGAAAAGCGGGUAACAAUGGUGGUGGUGGUAACGGUGGUGGUGGCGGUAGCGGUAGCUGGGACAAUGACGAUGAAGCCCAUGAAUUGGACGAAUUACGGGUGAUGGUACUUUACAAGCUACUAGACAUCGACCCCACAACAAGAAUGAGUGCUGAAGAGUUCCUUAAAAGUGACUGGAUGACCGCCACCGAGGCAUGCUACGGCUAA